Messenger RNA from Hibiscus syriacus, 711 nucleotides. RefSeq lists its product as uncharacterized. Gene Ontology annotation, cellular component: recycling endosome. Gene Ontology annotation, molecular function: guanyl-nucleotide exchange factor activity. Bases 175 to 570 code for a protein of 131 amino acids. Lineage: Eukaryota; Viridiplantae; Streptophyta; Magnoliopsida; Malvales; Malvaceae. The transcript is spliced from 2 exons. The record is from RefSeq and is a predicted model, not a curated record.
UUGCUUCCACUUCUCAGCUUUAUUAGUUGAUUUUUUUAUGUGUCUUGCUUGUGCAUGUUAAUUUUGUCAUCCAGCUUUUGCAUGCAGUCUUUGGUUACUGCAGUCUAUUAAUUGUACGUUUGAGCUAGAGAUGCAUUCUCUUUGCGUUCAGGCGUUCUUAAGGGACCCAACUUUAUGCCAUGGUUUCAAAGACGGAUUGCUGUUGCAGAAAAUGAGCAAAAUAGAUUGUGGAGACAGGCGAGAAUGAAUACUGACAUACAUCUCCUUAAAUCUAGAAUGCCUGAAUUGGAAAUUGUUGACAGCUUUAACGCUAUUGAGAGGCAUCUUCUUGGAGAAAUACAGCUGCAGCAAUCUGGAAAGGCCGUAUCAGACUCUGCAGCAUUGUGCCAGAAAUUGAAAGGUGAUCUACAGGCAGUGUUCAAUGUGCUUCCAAACGACAUGCAGCAGCUUUUGCUUUUAAACCCCCAGAGAGCUGCUCUUCUACAGGGAAGUUCAAGUCCGGAACUGACAAAACUUCCCGGCCGUCCUUUGAUUCAAGCUGGGGUUGUAUCAUCCAGUUCGCCAAGAUGACAAAAAGUAUGGCUCUGGUAUCAACAUUGUUCAGUAUGCUUCUAUAAGUAAGAAAAAAGGGCACGACCCAUGAUUCUCUUGUAGCUUCUUCUCCAAAUUUUGGAUGGAGAUUCCCCUACUUUUGGCGUAAUUGUUCAUAUA